Molecule: messenger RNA, 999 nt
Organism: Plenodomus lingam JN3
Lineage: Eukaryota; Fungi; Ascomycota; Dothideomycetes; Pleosporales; Leptosphaeriaceae
Source: RefSeq, a predicted model, not a curated record
AUGGACGUCGAGAGUUUGCCUGCAUUCGCUAAUCCAACCACUCUGUCUACAGACUUACAAUGGAGUAGGUACGUACGUUUCUUGAAGACUAUAAUAGGAGAGGAUGACUGGACAACCCAGCUCAUCAUCACAGCCAAGAAGCUCACACUCCAACCCUUCUUCUUCACCUUUAGUCAUUCGUUUUUACUGUUUCCUUGCAGGUUAAGGUGUCGAUUCGAACAUUCAACAAUCAUGCUUACCUUCACAAAAGCCGUUGUCGCCGCCCUGGCGACUCUCAGUGCUGUCCAUGGUCUUCCCCAAGCCGCAACACCACCUUCUUCAUCAUCCCCUCCAGAGGACGUGGCUCUCCUCGCCCGCGAUUUGCGCGCGGCACCAACAGUCGUCAAGCGCUUCCAGAGACUUCUCACUCAGGGUGGAGCUCUCAUCACUGGCGAAGCUCUCAAAAAAGCCACGACCUUCGUCUUCCAUGAUGCAACACCUAGCCCAAAGGCAAAGGGUGGAGCAACAAAGUCUGCUAACGUCGAUACAUUUCCCAUCCUGACCGGUCUUGGACUUACAACUACAAUGGCAUUCAUUGAGCCCUGUGGGAUCAACGCUCCUCACGUUCACCCCCGUGCCGAUGAGUGGGUGACUCUCGUCGAGGGCAGCAACCUCCAUUUCGGCUAUGUACUUGAGAACGGCCUUGUGGCAGCCGGUCAGAAGUCCGAAAUCGCCGGGAAGCUGAACAAGUACGAGGGCACCAUCUUCCCCAUGGGUUCCAUCCACUACCAGUUCAACAACAACUGCAAAAAGGCAGUCACUGUCUCGUCUCUGAACUCGGAGGACCCGGGCACUAGCCUGGUUGCGCAGGGUUUCUUUGCACUGAACGCUGGUGUUGUAAACGCUACGCUUGGAUUUCCAAAGAGCAUCGAUGGCAGCAAUAUUGAGCAGUUCCGUAGCAUGAUUCCUGCCAAUCUGGUGCAGGAUGUGGAUAACUGCUUGGCAAAGUGCCAUAACUAA